This is a messenger RNA of Rhodamnia argentea, 1077 nucleotides long. Its product is annotated as AIG2-like protein D. The coding region runs from base 156 to 815 and encodes 219 amino acids. NCBI's taxonomy places the organism in Eukaryota, Viridiplantae, Streptophyta, Magnoliopsida, Myrtales, Myrtaceae. The record is from RefSeq and is a predicted model, not a curated record. The transcript has 7 exons.
CAGAAUGAGAUGCAGAUGCCUGCAAAUGCAGACAUGGGCCUGGGCCCUCAAUAAAGCCCGUGUUCUGUCGAACGGAACGAAAUGACGCCCCGGGUGGGUGGGACCAUGACGAUAUUCUUCGCCGACGACGGAGCCAGUGAAGGUCUGAAGAAAAGAUGGCGGCGUCGCUGAACGUGUUCGUAUACGGGAGCCUUCUCGCCGACGACGUCGUCAGGGCCCUCCUCAAUCGCGUCCCUCCUUCCUUCCCAGCCCUCCUCCCUGACUUUCACAGGUUCAGCAUCAAGGAUCGGGUUUAUCCUGCUAUUGUCCCCCUCCCCAAACACUCCGUCGCCGGCAAGGUAUUGAUGGGAAUCACUGUUCCUGAACUGGAAGUCUUAGAUACAUUUGAGGAUGUCGAGUAUGUAAGGACCACUGUGCAGGUCACUUUGUUGGAUAGUUCUGACGAAUUGGAAGCUGAAGCUUAUGUUUGGAGCAACAAACAUGAUCCAAACUUGUAUGGAGACUGGGACUUUGAGGAAUGGAAACAAAAACACAUGGAUGACUUUCUUAAGAUGACCAUUGGUUUCAUGGAGGAACUAGAGCGGCCUGAAUCCAAGCCUAGGGUGGCGACCUAUGAAUCGUUCUAUCACCAGGAUGAUGUCUCCAGUCGGGCAGGCUCUCAAGUUGGACAAAAUUUCAAUGCUCGUGGCAUUAGGUCCUCAGUGGGGUUCUGGCUUUUCACUGCUUUCCUGGUCUUAGAAUGUUUGUUCCUCUGGAAAUUGAUGAAGUGGAAUUACUUUGAGAGGUUUGAGAAGGACCUCCAAAGUUUGGAAUGAGGUUUACUUUUGAGUCUUGGUUGUUUGUCUCUCUUUUCUUACUUGGUAGUUGCCAGGGGUAUGUCAUCAGCUGUGGCACCCUUGGGCUGAUGCCCUGUCUAGUAGAUAGAAUUAUGCUAUCCAUUAAAAUAACAUAUAAGUCAGUUGCAAACGUGUUACUCGAUUUGUUUUACAAGGACCGGAUGUAAUUCAGGAAAGGGUUGAAGUGAGUUGGUUGUUUUGUCCAAGCUACCAUUUGAUAAAACUCAAGUUCUCCAACAAA